Molecule: messenger RNA, 627 nt
Organism: Coffea eugenioides
Lineage: Eukaryota; Viridiplantae; Streptophyta; Magnoliopsida; Gentianales; Rubiaceae
Exons: 2
Coding region: 1-627 (208 amino acids)
Source: RefSeq, a predicted model, not a curated record
AUGGCGAGCUGGUCUGUUGAAAAUGCGACUGGAGCCUAUCUCCGAGCAGUGAAAAUGACAAAAGGUGCCAAGGAGCCAGAUGCAGCGGAGUUCAUUUCGGCAGUCGCUGCUGGCAACAAUGCACAACUUAUGGUUAUUGCGUGUGCAAGUGCGGCUGAUUCAAUCACACUGGCCCUGGUAGCUGCUGCGUUGCAAACUGGUGGUCAAGUCAUAUGCAUUGUUCGUGGAGUUCAUGAACAACACUCCUCAGAAAUAGCCCUCGGCGAUAGUGCAAUACAUGUCAAGUUUGUUAUUGGUGACGCCCUAAAUUUACUCUGCAACGACUAUAGAGAAGCUGAUUGCAUUCUUAUAGACUGUUAUCUCGAGAAUUGUCAGCGUAUUCUUGAAACUGUGCAAGUGAUUAGCAGGAAUGCUAUUGUUAUUGCAUACCAUGCAUGUUCCAUGGGCUCAUGGAGGUGCCCGCAGGGGUUGAAAGCUCAUUUGUUGCCCAUAGGAGAAGGCUUGCUAGUAACCAAGAUAGCUGAAAAUGUCAACAAGAGUAAUAGAUCUGCUGUUUCAGGCAAGAAGAGGCGUUGGCUGGUUAAAAUUGACAAAUACACAGGUGAAGAGCAUGUGUUUCGGGUUUAA